This is a messenger RNA of Linnemannia hyalina, 1725 nucleotides long. NCBI's taxonomy places the organism in Eukaryota, Fungi, Mortierellomycota, Mortierellomycetes, Mortierellales, Mortierellaceae. The record is from the annotation of a GenBank genome assembly.
AUGGCCAACACUCCUCACGGCGGAAUCCUCAAGGAUCUUAUUGUCCGCGAUCAGCCCAUCCACCAGCAGCUCCUCCAGGAGUCCUCGACCCUCCAGUCCGUUGUCCUCACUGAGCGUCAGCUUUGCGAUCUCGAGCUCAUCAUCUCCGGAGGUUUCUCUCCUCUCGAGGGUUUCUUGAACCAGAAGGACUACGACAGUGUUGUCGAUGAUCUCCGUCUCACCAACGGCUCCCUCUGGUCGAUCCCAAUCAACUUGGAUGUCUCCCAGGAGGAUAUUGACCGCAUCUCCUUGAAGGUCGACCAGCGCAUUACUCUCCGCGACCCCCGCAACGACAACCCCAUCGCUAUCUUAACUGUUCAGGACAUCUACAGACCCGACAAGGUCAAGGAGGCUGUCAAGGUCUUUGGAGACGAUGAUGUUGCUCACCCUGCUGUCAAGUACCUCCAUCAGUCUGUCAAGGAGUUCUACGUUGGAGGAAACGUUCAGGCCAUCCAGGCUCCUGUCCACUACGACUAUGUCGCCUACAGAAACACCCCUGCCGAGAUCCGUGCUUUCUUCCAGAAGCUCAACUGGACCCGUGUCGUUGCUUUCCAGACCCGCAACCCUAUGCACCGUGCCCAUCGUGAGUUGACUGUCCGCGCUGCUCGCUCCCGCCAGGCCAACGUCUUGAUCAACCCCGUCGUCGGUUUGACCAAGCCCGGUGAUAUCGACCACUUCACCCGUGUCCGUGUCUACGAGGCCAUCAUCCGCCGCUACCCCACCGGCAUGGCUGCUCUCUCCCUCUUGCCCUUGGCUAUGCGUAUGGCUGGUCCCCGUGAGGCUCUCUGGCACGCCAUCAUCCGCAAGAACCACGGAAACACCCACUUCAUCAUCGGUCGCGAUCACGCCGGUCCUGGAAAGAACUCUGCCGGCAAGGACUUUUACGGACCCUAUGAUGCCCAGUACCUCGUCGAGAAGUACAAGGAUGAGAUCGACAUUGAGGUUGUUCCCUUCCAGCAGGUCACCUACCUCCCUGAUUCCGAUGAGUACGUCCCCUCGGAUGAGGUCCCCGCCGGCGCCAAGACCUUGGAUAUCUCUGGAACUGAGCUCCGCCGCCGCCUCCGCUCUGGUGCCCACAUCCCCGAGUGGUUCUCUUACCCCGAGGUCGUUGCUCUCUUGCGUGAGUCCCACCCUCCCCGCUCCAAGCAGGGUUUCACUGUCUUCUUGACCGGUUACCACGCCUCCAAGAAGGAGCACAUUGCCCGUGCCCUCCAAGUCUCCCUGAACCAGCAGGGUGGUCGCUCGAUCUCCUUGUUGCUCGGCGAGACCAUCCGCGGCAAGCUCUCAUCGGAGCUCGGAUUCAGCAAGCGCGAGCGUGACAUCAACAUUAACCGUCUCGGAUUCGUUGCUGCCGAGUUGACCAAGGCCGGUGCCGGUGUCAUUGUUGCUCCCAUUGCCCCUUACGAGGAUGCCCGCAAGCAGGCCCGCCAGGAGGUUGAGAAGUCUGGAGGGUUCUUCCUCGUCCACGUCGCCACCCCCCUCGAGCAGUGCAUUGCCUGGGACCGCGAUGGUGUCUACGAGCGCGCCAAGAAGGGCGAGAUCACUGGCUUCACCGGCAUUGAUGAUCCCUAUGAGGCUCCUAAGAACGCCGAGUUGGUUGUCGAUCCCUCCACCGAGAGCGUUGCCCAGAUUGUCCGUCGCAUUGUCUUGUUGUUGGACCAGCAAGGAUACUUUGGCGAUGUCUAA